UUAGAGGCGGCGUAUAACGAAGGAACGUUCAACACUUGAAGCGAUUUUAUUACGAUAUUGUGCCCGGCGAGGUGCACAGUUCGGUGUUUGUGGAUGCGGAGGUGAGAGUCAAAGAGGUUUUGCAUUAUUCCAGAGAAAAAUGCGGAUAUUAAUAGGUUUGGCGACGCUGUUUGUGGGAGUACAGUGUAUGUACUCUAAUUCGGAUGUUAUUGAAUUAAAUCCGACCAAUUUCGAUAGCAGAGUAAUAGAAAGUGCAAAUAUCUGGGUCAUUGAAUUUUAUGCUCCAUGGUGUGGACAUUGCCAACAACUGAAGCCAGAAUAUGAAAAGGCUGCGAAAGCUCUUAAAGGUAUCAUAAAAGUUGCGGCGAUAAAUGCAGAUGAACACAAAUCUUUAGGAGCAAGAUAUGGUGUGAAAGGAUUUCCUACUAUCAAAAUCUUUGGAGCUGAUAAACAAAAACCUGAAGAUUUUAAUGGACCACGAACAGCAAGCGGCAUUGUUGAUGCUGCAAUUAAUGCAGCUUCUCAAAAGGCUCAGUCGCUCCUGAAUGGCAAGAAAAGUGGUGCUGGCUCCAAGGCUAAAGAUUCAAAGGAUGUAAUAGAAUUAACUGAUGACAACUUUGAUAAACUAGUCCUGGAUUCUGAUGACAUGUGGCUGGUCGAGUUCUAUGCCCCAUGGUGUGGGCACUGUAAGAAUUUAGCUCCAAUUUGGGCUUCUGCUGCUACAGAACUGAAAGGAAAAGUUAAAUUAGGAGCACUUGAUGCUACUGCAAGCUCAAUGAAAGCUAGUCAAUAUGGAAUCCAAGGUUACCCAACAAUAAAGUACUUCCCUCCGGGUAAAAAGGAUUCAAGUUCUGCAGUUGAGUACGAUGGUGGUCGUACAAGCAGUGAUAUCGUUAACUGGGCAAUGGAUAAGUUGUCAGAAAAUAUUCCAGCACCAGAGAUAGUCCAAAUAGUGAAUGAAGAAAGUUUGAAGAAGGCAUGCCAAGACAGAGCAUUGUGCAUUGUAUCAAUUUUGCCACACAUUCUUGAUUGCCAGUCUGACUGCAGAAAUGGAUAUCUGAAAGUUUUGAAUGACCUUGGUGAUAAAUACAAAAAGAAAAUGUGGGGAUGGGUGUGGGCCGAGGCUGGAGCGCAACCAAACAUUGAAGAAGCUUUAGAAAUAGGAGGUUUUGGAUAUCCUGCUUUAGCAGCAGUUAAUGUUAAGAAAAUGAAAUAUUCAUUGCUGAAAGGCAGUUUCUCAUACGAUGGGAUUAAUGAAUUUUUGAGAGACUUAAGUUAUGGACGCGGUGGAACUGCUCCAUUAACAGGUUCCGAGUUGCCUGUUAUCCACGAAACAGAACCAUGGGACGGCAAAGAUGGGGAAUUACCUCAGGAAGAAGAUAUCGAUUUAAGUGAUGUCAUUUUCGAUGAUAAGGAUGAACUUUAAGUUCUGGACUGAAACACUUUCUCUAAACUUGAACUUCUUUUGUUACAAUUAUUAGUUCAUUUACGUUACAGGAGAUUCAUACAAAACAGCAACAGAUAAGGUGUCUCCACUGAUGAUAAUUAUAUCUGUUUAUUGUUACAUACAUUUAUUAUGAAACAUCACAGAUUAUCUAUAGAAGUUCCAACAAACUCAUAUAUAUAUGCAUAUAUAAUUUUCUUACAGACACAUACGAUAAGAUUACUUCCUACAUUCUCAAAAAUGAAAAAAAAUUUACAGGCUUUUGUUCGAUAGAUCUCAUUAAAGUCUGCACGUUUCCUCUAUAGAUUCCUCUCGAAAUAAGAGAUGUAAAACUUUUAGUACCAAUUGAUGUGCUUAGGAAUCUCGAGUUUACUCUGCAUUUUGACAUUAAGUGACGUGAUGUUUUCCAAGUAAAUUAAUUUUGGACAGAGAUAAAUCAAACUUUUUAUAAACGCCUUUACUAUCCAAGACUUUUUAACAUAUGUGAAACUGGUUGACUAAAAGAUUACUCAAUUUAAAUUAACCACAAUAAUGGUUUCAUAAAACUGGAACUUAUUAAUAUCUGAAGAUAACAUUCCAUAGCAAUUUUUUUUUCAGAUUGGGGCCAAAUAUUUGAACAACGGAAAUUCAACUACAGUCUUAUAGAUUAUUCUUUAUUAGCGCAAUACAUAUUUCUAAUUGCUAGUUACAGGAGAGAUAGUCGUAACUAAGUAACUCCUAAUUUUUACAUAUUUUAGUAUUGCUUGAAUUAAUAAUUUUGCAUACACACGUUUUAAUUACCUAAUCUUUAAUUUACAAAUAAUUCGCCAAUUAAAAUUAACGAUUAUAUAGAAAUUUACCCAAUCUUGGGUCACGUCUUCCAUAGAGUUCAGAGAUUUCAUAGGAAUUAUUCCGACAUAGGCGUUAUACAAUAAAUUGCAGCUUGAUACAGCUCCUUGAUUUUAUGAACAUUUUAUGAGUUAUCAAGCGGCAUUGUCACAAAGCCUGAAGAUAUUUACACUUCAUGUCACGCAUAUUUUUCAUAAUUUUCGCAAGAGAUUAUGGAAUUCAUACCGUUAUAGUUUAAUUUUACCGUUUGGAAAUUAAACUUCACAACAUAACAUUGCAAUCGGUGUGUUAUAUGAAACUAUAAUAUGACUUAAUGUUAAUUGUGAUGAUCAUUCAUUUGUCUUUUUAUUAAACAACAUUCACAAUAAAAAUAUUUUCCUGUA
Orussus abietinus is the source of this 2655-nucleotide messenger RNA. It is a transcript of the gene CaBP1, whose product is annotated as protein disulfide-isomerase A6 homolog. NCBI's taxonomy places the organism in Eukaryota, Metazoa, Arthropoda, Insecta, Hymenoptera, Orussidae. The record is from RefSeq and is a predicted model, not a curated record. Gene Ontology annotation, biological process: response to endoplasmic reticulum stress. Gene Ontology annotation, molecular function: protein disulfide isomerase activity; protein-disulfide reductase activity. The coding region runs from base 140 to 1426 and encodes 428 amino acids. Gene Ontology annotation, cellular component: endoplasmic reticulum lumen. The transcript is spliced from 6 exons.